Molecule: messenger RNA, 1321 nt
Organism: Talaromyces stipitatus ATCC 10500
Lineage: Eukaryota; Fungi; Ascomycota; Eurotiomycetes; Eurotiales; Trichocomaceae
Product: glucosamine-6-phosphate deaminase, putative
Exons: 4
Coding region: 1-1137 (378 amino acids)
Biological process (GO): N-acetylneuraminate catabolic process; D-glucosamine catabolic process; carbohydrate metabolic process
Cellular component (GO): cytoplasm
Molecular function (GO): glucosamine-6-phosphate deaminase activity; identical protein binding
Source: RefSeq, a predicted model, not a curated record
AUGGUUCCAUCCUUUAUCACCUGCGUUGGGUCCAUGAGGGUUAUCAUCCGUGAGGAUCCUCAGGGCGUCUCUGAGUACAUUGCCGAAUAUAUAGUUAGCCGAAUCAAUGCCUUCAACCCUACGCCUGAGAAGCCGUUUGUCCUCGGUCUUCCUACCGGUAGUAGUCCAGAGAUCAUCUAUCGCAUCCUCGUGCAAAGGCACAAGGCCGGCGAGGUUUCGUUUCGCAAUGUUGUUACAUUCAACAUGGACGAAUAUGUCGGCAUCCCGCGCGACCACCCCGAAUCAUACCACAGCUUCAUGUACAAACACUUUUUCUCCCAUGUCGACAUUCUCCCCGCCAACAUCAACAUCCUGAACGGCAAUGCGCCCGACCUCGCCGCCGAAGCAACCGCCUACGAAGCCAAAAUCGCGCGCAUGGGCGGUAUAGAGCUCUUUCUCGGCGGCGUCGGACCAGAUGGGCACAUCGCCUUCAACGAACCAGGCUCAUCACUUACAAGUCGCACGCGCGUGAAAACCCUGGCCUACGACACCAUAGUCGCCAAUUCACGCUUCUUCGACAACGACGUCAAUAAAGUGCCCAAAAAGGCAUUGACAGUCGGUAUCCAGACGAUCAUGGAUGCACGCGAAGUCGUUAUUGUUUGCACGGGAUCGCACAAGGCGCUUGCGCUGCAUCACGGUCUGGAAGGCGGUGUCAAUCACAUGUGGACUCUAUCUGCGCUACAGUUGCACCCUCACCCGCUUAUCGUCGCGGAUCGGGACGCUACGAUGGAACUCAAAGUGAAGACGGUGAAAUAUUUCGAGUCUAUCGAGCAGUCUGGUACGGAUGCGCGUACACAAGGGCCGCCGCUUGUCUAUCGUCCGAGAACCUACGUCCCGGCCCCGUUAAUUACCACCGGAACUACAGCUGCGGCCGUAAAACCAGCUGUCACAUCGGUUCCUUCUGAAAACCAACGUGUCCUCGUGCCCAAAGAUCUCAAAAUCAACACCGAUAUGCGCCGCUCCGCCGACGAGGACGGCGAAUUGACGCCAGAUAGUAUGUCGUCACGGAUAUUAGAUUCCGGUAUUUCGGGGCUGGAUGCUGCGCUCAAAGGGGAAUUAUCGCCUGACCGUAUGGGGUCGAGGAUGACUACUGUUUAAAAGUGUGUUCAUGAGCAUCUAUGUAGUAUUUGUUAUUUUCUUUGGAAAGAUCGCAUCUCGAGCAGGUUAGGGUUUGCUUUUUGUCUACCGUCUAUUAAAUUGGCUAGAUUGAAACAAUGUUUACUGGAGUUAGGUUGUAUGUACUAAUAUUUGGCACACUAUUCAAAUGAUGUACAUUCUAUAC